This is a messenger RNA of Carassius gibelio (silver crucian carp), 2813 nucleotides long. Its product is annotated as mitochondrial dynamics protein MID51. Lineage: Eukaryota; Metazoa; Chordata; Actinopteri; Cypriniformes; Cyprinidae. Gene Ontology annotation, biological process: mitochondrion organization; positive regulation of mitochondrial fission. The coding region runs from base 1 to 1410 and encodes 469 amino acids. The transcript has 4 exons. Gene Ontology annotation, cellular component: mitochondrial outer membrane. The record is from RefSeq and is a predicted model, not a curated record.
AUGGCAGGAGUGAACGGGGACCGUAAGGGAAAGAAAGACGACAAUGGGCUUGGCUCAGCUAUCGACUUUGUGCUCUCUAAUGCGAAACUGGUGCUGGGAGUCGGGGGAGCAGCCAUGCUCGGGAUCGCCACACUGGCGGUCAAAAGAAUGUACGAUCGAGCACUCAGUGCCCCAUCCAGUCCCACUAAAGCCAACCCGUCGGGACGAAGAAGCUGGGAGGAGCCGAGCUGGCUGGGGUCAUCACCACGGACACUGAACUGCGAAAUGAAGCAGAACAUCAGCCGCUCUCUACAGACGCUCCCCACCUCCUCCAGCUCCUUCAAGACAGAUUCUUUACAUCGUCUUAUGGGCCGUGGUGGUGGUCGUCCUGGUAAGGCUGAACUCCAAAAGGCACGGAUGCGCCUCUCGCUGCAGGAACACCUCUGGGUCUUCUUUCAAGAGCGAGUGGCGAUCCCUUCUGAAGAGCAGGCCGUCGCUCGCCGUGCUGCGUUGGAUAUCUGUGCAGAGCUCAGAGUCUUUCUCCAUGCUAAACUGCCUGAUAUGCCCCUUCGAGAAAUGUACCUGAGCGGAAGUCUAUAUGACGACCUUCAGGUGGUGACUGCUGACCACGCCCAGCUGAUGGUACCCAUGAUCCUUGAGAAAAAUCUCUGGUCAUCUAUUCCUGGUGAGGACACCAUCAUGAACCUUCCUGGUUUCUGGCUGGUUCGUCGGGAAAACCUUGAGUACUUCCCGCGUGGAAGCAGCUACUGGGACCGUUGCAUGGUGGGUGGCUACCUUUCCCCAAAGAGCAUCCUAGAAGUUUUCGAGAAGCUUGUCGCCGGCUCCAUCAACUGGCCCGCCAUCGGUAGCGUUUUAGAUUACAUCAUCCGACCCGUGGUCCCGUCGGAAACGCUUACGCUAGAAGUGCAGUACGAAACGGACCGUAGGCUUUAUGUGGACUUCCUCCCAUUACUUGUAAUGGAGGAUGGCGUCUCGCUGAUCGCCAAACCGCAUCGAUUGGCCGCCGAACGGCAUGAGAACCUGUGGCGUCAGAGUUUUCGUGUGGCGGAAACGGCGAAGUUACGUGCGCUCGAUCAGGAGGACGCCGGAUGCCGUGGCACGUGUCUUAAAGUCAUUAAAACUGUGUGUAAACUGAAUCCAGCGCUGGCACAACUAAGCGCAAGCCAGCUCACUAAUGCAAUCCUUCUCCUGAGCGAACAGGAGGGGGAUUGGACUCAGGAAGCGCUCGCCGAUCGUUUCAUGCAGCUGCUCCGUGCACUAGUGGGACACCUAGAGGCUGGGAGGUUACCCUGCGUCUUCAAUCUCAAAGUCAAUCUGUUCUGUGAGCUAACACCACAGGAAAUUGAUGAACUGGGAUACACACUCUACUGUGCAUUAUCUGACCCAGAGAGCCUUUUGAGAACCGUUUAGAAAACUCAUGCACAUAUGAAAGUAUUGAGUUGAUGCACAAACCAAAAUAAUGGCGAUGCUUUCAUACGUGUCUUGUUUUGAGUAGAUGAGCAACCUCAAUUGUUUUUUACACACAACCUCAUCCGUUGGUCAUUUUUUAUGUGGCCCAUCUUGCAUCAUUUCAGUGUUUUUGUCUUCUAAGUAUCAUGUGAAGUAAGGAUCAUCACAGUGAAGUAUCAUGACCACUAUAUAUUUAUCUAGUAAAGAAUCACAUUCUAACUUCAGUGAUAUUGUAUUAUUAAUUCAAGCACCGUCAUCUCUUAUGCAUUUCUGUUGUUACCCAAAAUGCGAUGCGUUUCUGAUGGUAAUUUGACAUGUUAUAUUUAUUCUGUGAAAUUCAUGAUUUUGAAGGUCUGAUUGUAUAAUAAAAUUCUUUUUAGUAAACAAAACUUUCUGAAAUAUUAAAUUAUUGGAAGGCACGUCAAAUUAAAACGGCUCUAAAAUAACUAGAGGAUUUCUAUCCAGUAUUCAAAAUCAAUUGCAAAGUGAUGAUAAAGUUUAAGAAAAAGAUCAUGUUUAUUUGAUCAUGUUUCUCCCCUUUAUUUCCUUCUUUCUCAUCAGUUUGGGAUGUUAAAAUAUGAAAAAGAUCUAUUUUACCUAAUUGCUUAUUUUCAGAUAUGUUGUCUAAAUAGGUUCUCCUGUAAAAGUUACACAGAACUGUUGAAUGGAUAUGAUGUUAUUUAUAUGGUCGACACGGGUUAUUACCACAGAUGAAGAUAGAGACCUGAAUUAAUAAUCAAAACACAUCUUUAGAAUGGCUAAACAAAGAGCAGAAGUGAUAUUUAUUUUUUAUUGUAUUAUGACCUUGCAGACCUCGUUAAAGCUCUAGAAUCAUAUAAAACAUGGAUUAAUCUUUUGAGGCUGUGGGUUAUACCGAGGGUGAACUGAAAUGUAUUGUGUGAUAUGUCAUAGAGACAUUUUAGUAUUUUUGUAUUGAUUGUACAGAUGUCACCAAAAAAGAUUUAUGUAUAUCUUGUUAUGAUCAUUCUUUGUGCUUGGAGAGUGACAUUUGUUAAAACAAAACAUACAAUAGGCUACAUCUCCGUUAUAAAAUGCCAAAACUAUUCGGAGAGAUCUUGUGUUUGUAUAUUAUGUGUGUUUAUGUAUGCUUGUGUAACCAGAACACCUGUGUCUAGCUGUGUGACGUAGCAGAAACACAUUUACCUGGCGAAUGAUGACAGGGCAGCACCGAAUCCCAAAGUAGAUGAUCUAGUAGAGUUUGGCCCUGAACUUUGCAUGUGAUGCUUGUGAACUCGUUCCUUCAUUUCCUGGUGAUUUGUAUUUUUAUUAAAACGCAAAUUGUAUAAUUUGUUCUGUGCUGCAAUACAGAGCAAAGGAUGAAAAUAAAGACGAAUGGAGUGAAA